This is a messenger RNA of Drosophila gunungcola (fruit fly), 5464 nucleotides long. RefSeq names its product intraflagellar transport protein 172 homolog (gene Oseg2). Gene Ontology annotation, biological process: intraciliary transport. The record is from RefSeq and is a predicted model, not a curated record. Gene Ontology annotation, molecular function: protein binding. Gene Ontology annotation, cellular component: intraciliary transport particle B; ciliary basal body; axoneme. Lineage: Eukaryota; Metazoa; Arthropoda; Insecta; Diptera; Drosophilidae.
GAAAAACUGCGUCGGAAAAUUAACAAAUUUCUAAUCGGAAAAUUAAUUUAAGGGAAAAAUAUAAGAACCUAUAGGAUAUCCUUAAGAAAAUGCAGUUGAAAUACCUGCGAACUUUGCUGGAGGGUCAGGAGCAAAUCCAGCGAAUUGCAGGACUAGCCUGGUCUCCCAAUCAGCAAAAACUUGCAAUCGCCACAGCGGAUCGUCAUAUUCUACUGUACGAUGAUGCAGGAGAAAGGCGUGAUAAGUUCAGUACCAAGCCAGCUAAUCCAUUGAACGGAAAAAACUCCUAUGUCAUUCGGGGAUUGGCCUUUAGUCCGGAUUCUACCAAACUGGCGGUGGGUCAGAGUGAUAGCAUCGUUUAUGUAUACAAACUAGGGGAAUCCUGGAACGACAAGAAGGUGAUAUGUAACAAGUUUCCACAGGCCAGUGCUGUGACUGCACUGAUUUGGCUCACUUCGGGGUCUAUUAUUGCAGGACUCGAGGAUGGCAAGGUUCGCGCCCUUCACAGCAAAAGCAAUAAAUCGCAAAGUCUCUAUGGCGGUGAUAGCAUUUGCAUUUCCCUCGCAGCAAAUACCAAGGGAACUGGUUUUCUGAGUGGCCACAAUGAUGGCACCAUUAUACGCUAUUUCAUGACGGAUGAGGCCACGGAACCACUUGGCAGAGUGGUGCAGCAUCCCGUUCCACCUUUUGCACUGGCCUGGCCACAGGGUGGAUUUUGCGUCGGUGGCUGUGAUCAGAGGAUUGUCUUCUACGAUAGCAUGGGUCGCCAGCUGCGUACCUUCGAUCAUUCCCGAACCGAAGGCGAACGGGAGUUCACAGUGGCAGCCUGUAGUCCAAAUGGACAGGCGGUGGCCUUCGGCAGCUUCGACCGGAUUCGCAUCUUCGCGUGGAGUCCGCGUCAGGGAGCUUGGAGCGAGAGUGCCAGCAAGGAGGUGGCCUGCCUGUACACCCUGAGCUGCCUCCUCUGGCGCAGGGAUGGAGCCCGACUGGCCUUGGGAUCGGUGAGUGGGGCAGUGCUGCUCUUCGAGUCCGUACUUCGACGCACCGUGUGGCAGGACAAGUUCGAGCUGAUCUUCGUGGCGCCCAGUCAACUGCUAGUGAGAUCUCUGACGGAACCCUCGCAACAGCUCACCAUUGAGUCGCAGCUGGGCCUGGAGAUCGAUGAUGUGAGGAUCAUGGGCAGGGAUAACUACCUGGUGGCCCGCACCGAGGAGUCCCUGAUCCUGUGUGACCUGACCCGCAAUUUGAGCAGCGAAGUUCCCUGGACCGCCUCCGGUCACCAUGAGCGAUUCUACUUUGAGAACCCCACUGUAUGCCUGGUUUUCAACGUGGGCGAACUGAGUUUGGUGGAAUACGGCGAUAACUCUAUCCUGGGCUCGGUUCGCACGGAAUUCGUGAAUCCGCACGUCAUCUCAGUGCGUCUGAAUGAGCGUGGCAAUGCCAGGGAAAACAAAAAAUUGGCCUUUCUCCUGGACGCCAAAACCAUUUGUGUGGUGGAUCUGGUCAGUCGGAUGACCAGUGGCCAGAUAAACCAUGAAACCAAGAUCGAUUGGCUGGAGUUGAGCGAGACUGCCCAUAAACUCCUAUUUCGGGACAAGAAGCUGCGAUUGAUUCUGGUGGAUAACUACACGGGCAAAAAGCAGACCCUGCUCAGCAACAUAUCCUUCGUCCAGUGGGUGCCGCAAAGCGAUGUGGUGGUGGCCCAGAGCAACUCCAAUUUGGCCAUUUGGUACAACAUCGAUCUUCCGGAGCACGUCACCAUGCAAAGUGUUCGCGGUGAAGCCAUCGAGGUGCUGCGCGAGAAUGGUCGCACAGUGGUUCGAUCUCAGGAUGGACCUAGUGAGCACAAUUACCAGUUGGACGAGGGCCUCGUGGAGUUCGGCACGGCAGUGAAUGACAGCGAUUUCGGAAGGGCUGUUCAUUUCUUGGAAACCCUGGGUGACAAGCCCGCUGCCAAAGCCAUGUGGCACAACCUGGCCCUGAUUUCCCUGGAAGAUGGAAACCUUCGAGUGGCGCAGAGAUGCUAUGCCGCCUUGGGCAAUGUAUCCAAGGCGUACUAUCUGGCCGAGAUGAUCCGGCAGGCGGAUGAGUUCGAGGAGUCCUCCGGUUCACCCGGCAUGCUCUGUCCCGAAGUAAGGGCCAAAAUGGCUUUGCUGGGAUCGGACUUACGAACUGCAGAGAGGAUUUACUUGGAGCAGGGAGACAUUGAGGCAGCUCUAAGGAUGUACCAACAGCUGGGAAUGUGGGACGAGGCAGUGGCUCUGGCGGAGAGACGUGGCUACAAUGGAAUCUCUAGCCUGAAACAGCAGCACAUGGACUACCUGCUGAGCAGCGAGCAGCAGGAGAAGGCCGGUCAGGUGCUGGAGGAGCAAGGGGAUCUCCAGCAGGCCAUGUCCCUGUUCCUCAAGGCCCACAAGCCAGCCAGAGCAGCCCGCUUGGCGCUCAAGACACCGCACAUCCUCCAGGACGAGCAAGUGAUGCUGCAGGUCACCGAGGGACUAGUUCGCUCCGAACUCUACGAACUGGCCGGCGACAUAGCCCAUCGAUUGUCGCGUCCGGAAGCCGCUCUAGCCCUCUACCGCAAGGGAGGAGCCUAUGCCAGGGCCCUGGAACUGGGACGCAUUGUGGCCCCCCAGGAGGUGACCGCCUUGGAGGAGGAGUGGGGCGACUGGUUGGUGGCUCGCAAGCAGCUGGAUGCCUCCAUCAAUCACUACAUCGAGGCGGGAGCCACGCAGAAAGCCUUGGAAGCAGCCGUGGGUGCCAAGCAAUGGCGCAAGGCAGUCCAGAUAGCCAAGGUCCUCGACGAACCGGAGCUCAUACAACGCUAUGCCCUGGAUCUGGCCAAGCAUUUGGCCUUUGCCGGGGAUCUGGAUGGAGCAGAGGACAUGCUGGUGCGGGCCCAUCUGCACAAGGAUGCCAUCGAACUGCUCAAUCGUCAUGGCAAAUGGGAGCGGGCCUAUGUCAUAGGAGAGAAGUACCUAAAGGCGGAGCAACUCCGGGAGCUCUUUGUCCAACUGGCUGGAACGCUGGAGGAGCAGGGCAAGUACAGGGAUGCCGAGAAGGUACUGAUAGCCGUCAAUGAACCCGAUCUGGCCAUAGCCAUGUACAAGCGCCGGGAACUGUACGACUCCAUGAUACGUCUAGUGGAGCGUCAUCACAAGGAUUUGCUGGACAGCACCCAUCUGCACUUGGCCAGACAACUGGAAUCGCGGGGUAAACUGAAGAAUGCGGAGCUGCACUUCGUGGCCUCGGGCGAUUGGAAGUCCGCCGUGCACAUGUACUGCUCGUCGGGACGCUGGGAGGAUGGCUACCGGGUGGCCAAGCAGAAGGGAACCGAGGGAGCCAGCCAGCAGGUGGCCUACAUGUGGGCCAAGUCCAUGCCCACCGAAAGUGCCGUGCGGCUGCUCAGCAAACUGGGCCUCCUGGAUACGGCAGUGGGUUUUGCCUGCGAUUCGGGGCAGUUUGAGUUCGCCAUGGAACUGUGCCGCUUUGCGGGCAGACCUACCGAUGAGGUGCACCUGAAAAUAGCCAUGUCCCUGGAGGAUGAGGGUAAAUUCGAGGCAGCAGAGGCUGAGUUCCUGAAGGCCAACAAACCCAAGGAGGCCAUACUGAUGUACCAGCAUGCAGGCGAUUGGCAGGCGGCCCUCAAUGUGGCUGAAUCUCAUCUGCCGGAUGCCGUGGGUGAGGUGCUCAUCGGACAGGCAGCAGCUGCCUUGGAGACCCGCAACUACAAGGACUAUGAGGCUCUCCUCCUAAGGGCCCAUCGUCCGGAUCUGAUAGUGGAGCACUACAAACAGGAGUCCCUCUACGAAGAUGCCCUGCGCAUUGCCGAGGAGCACUAUCCGGCUGCCUUGAACGACCUCAGGCGCUUGCAGGCCCAACUUCAGAGGGGUCAGGUCCAAGCUCAGGGCACCCAGGGUGAAGAUGCCGCCUCCAUAUCCCGGGGCUACCUGCAGAAGGCAGCCGAGUUUGCCAAGAAGGAGCAGUUCCGCAAGGCAGCCGAGUGCCUGAUGCAAAUCGAUUCCGGCAAUGCCGAGGAUGCAGCCACCUUGGAGCGAGCCCUGCUGCGGGCAGCCGAGAUCUGCAAUCAGUUCCUGGAGGGUGCGGAUGCCCAGGAGUUGGCCCACGCGCUGGGACCCCGUCUGCUGGCCAUCAAGCAGAUCGGGCCGGCAGCCCAGCUUUAUCUGGCUGCCGAUCUGCCCAAGCAGGCGGUGGAUGUGUUCAUCAAGACGGAGCAGUGGAGCAAGGCCCGCCGGCUGGCCAAGGAGAUCGAUGCGGACCUGCAGCUGUUGGCCUAUGUGGAGCAGCAGCAGAAGGCCAGCCUGCGGCACGAGGGGAAUAUCGAGCAGCUGGCCGACAUAGAUGUGGUAUCUGCUCUCGAUCUGCUGGCGGAGCAGGGUCAAUGGCAGCGCUGCCUGGAGAAGGCCAAGCAACUGAAUCCUGGCCUGCUGCAAAAGUAUGUGGCUGUCUAUGCAGCUCAGCUGAUCCGCGAGGGCAACUGCUCCACUGCCCUGGGUCUCUACCUGAGCUAUGGAGCGCCGCCCAUCGAAGCCCACUUCAAUAUCUACACCAGGAUAGCCUUGGAUUGUCUGGCCUUGCGGGAGGAUCAAACGGAGGGUGGUUCCCUGUGGCGUCAGUUGAGGGACUUCCUCUACCGCCUACUGCAAUCUCUGAAGGCCAUGCCAGAGCAGUCGCAUUCGCAGUUUACCGUCAGCAUGGAGCAGUUCCUCUUGAUAGCCCACUACUAUGCCACCAGAGCAGCUUGCAAGGAGGUGCAGGCCCUGCAGCCCGUGGCUCUGCGAUUGUCCCUGGCCCUGCUGCGCCACACCGAUGUGCUACCCGUGGACAAGGGUUUCUACGAAGCCGGGAUGGAUCUGCGCCAGGCAGGCCGCGAAUCCGAGGCCUUUGUGAUGCUCAACCACUAUCUGGACGUGUGCGAGGCCAUUGAGGAGGGUUCCGGUCAGUUGGUCGAUCAUUCCGAUCUGGCUAGCACCGAUUUUCCCAGCUCCGUGCCCCUGCCCGAGGACAUUCACCUGAAGAAUGACCCCAGUUUGCAUGAGGAAGUGCGUGAAUGGGUGCUGGCCGUGAGCAUGGAUCAGCAGGUGGACCAGCAGUUGCCCACCGAUGAUCGUGGCUUGUACGAAUCCAGUUUGGGGGCCAAUGAUCUGGCCUGCAUGCUGAGUGGAUUUCCAGUGAGGGGUCGUCAACCGGUGACCUUUCAAUCAUCCAGCAACCAAGUGAAUCGCGAUGUCUGGAGCAAGUUUUCGGUGGCCUUAAAGAUGUCUCCUGGCAGCGGCAUCGCCGACAUUAUAUCCUUCAUCGAAAAGUGGCAGGGCACCGCCAACUACGUGAUGAACUAAGUUGUCAAGCCAACAAAAAAUGUAAGUUGCUGGCAAUUAGCUGCUAUUAUUGAAACGUCAUUAGUGGGUGUGUGUGUGUGUUUUGGAUUACAAUCAGUGUUGGC